AUGAUCCCCGCCUUUCGCCGCCGCUUCCCCUCCACCACCACCGUCUUCAUCUGGGCUCUCCUUUUGCUCGCCUUUACCGCCUCGUAUAUCAUCCUCGUCGACCCUGGUUCAUCCGUGGAGAAAAACGUCCGUUUGUCGGCUCACGUAACUCGCGCUAAUGGAUUAUCCGUACUUGUAACCGGAGCCGCGGGUUUCAUCGGGUCGCAUGUUGCCAUUGCUUUGAAAAAUAGAGGUGAUGGAGUUGUAGGGGUUGAUAAUUUUGAUAAUUACUACGGACGUUCGUUGAAAGAAACGCGUAGGGAUUUGUUAGAACUUAACGGCGUUUAUAUUGUUGAGGGGGAUAUUAACGAUUCCCGUCUUUUAUCCAUGUUGUUUGAUACGGUGGAGUUUACGCACGUGAUGCAUUUAGCGGCGCAAGUGGGCGUACAAUACGCGGUCGAGAAUCCGUACGCCUACGUCCGUAGUAACGUCGCGAGCCUCGUCACGCUUCUAGAACAAUGCAAGUCGGCCCACCCGCAACCGGCCGUCGUUUGGGCCAGCUCGGGCUCGGUUUACGGGGUUCAUAACAAAGUACCCUAUUCCGAAACCGACCGGGUCGACCCGCCCGAUACUAUUUACGCAUCGACAAAAAGAACGGGGGAGGAAAUCACGCACACGUAUAAUCGUCUUCAUGGGUUAUCGAUAACCGGGUUGAGGUUUUUCACGGUUUACGGCCCGUGGGGACGGCCCGACAUGGCUUAUUUUUCGUUCGUCAGGAAUAUUUUACAGGGGGAACCGAUAACAAUAUAUCGGGCUAAGAACCGGGUUGAUCCGGCCCGGGAGUUUAUCUACAUUGAUGACAUUGUGAAAGGGUGUGUUGCGUCAUUGGAUACUUCGGGUAAAAGUACCGGGUCAGGCGGGUUGAAGAACGGAAGUGCACCGUAUCGGAUAUUUAACUUGGGUAACGGGUCGCCUGUGACAGUACCCGCUUUGGUGGCGAUACUAGAAGAGAAUUUGAAGAUGAGGGUGGAAAAAGACGUGGUGGAUAUGUGCGGAGAUGGCGAUGAUUCAUUUGCGUAUGUGAAUAUUAGUUUAGCCGAGAGGGAACUCGGGUAUAAACCGACGACUGAUUUGCAAACCGGGUUGAGGGAGUUUGUUAAAUGGUACUUGUGGUAUUACGGCAAGCCGUUAGUCGAAGAUAGUAACGUUUGAUUCGACACGAAAACUAUAGUAGAGGGUCUUUUGUGACAUGUGAGUUACAAUCAUUUGGUGUUUUAAUUUCAAUUUGUUUGUAUUGUAUUAGAAACGAGGUGAAAUGAUAUGUGUAACUGUUCAACA
Helianthus annuus (common sunflower) is the source of this 1317-nucleotide messenger RNA. Its product is annotated as UDP-glucuronate 4-epimerase 1-like. Bases 1 to 1191 code for a protein of 396 amino acids. The record is from RefSeq and is a predicted model, not a curated record. The transcript has a single exon. Lineage: Eukaryota; Viridiplantae; Streptophyta; Magnoliopsida; Asterales; Asteraceae.